AUGUCAAGGUUUUUCUUCCCUUAUGGCGACGCAUCAAAAUUUGCACAACACGCCUUCAGAACCUUUGACAAAAACGGAGACGGCACCAUCGAUUUCCGAGAGUUCAUCUGCGCCCUGUCCAUCACAUCCCGUGGCAGCUUUGAGCAGAAACUCAACUGGGCCUUCAACAUGUAUGACCUGGAUGGUGACGGCAAAAUCACCAGAGUGGAGAUGCUGGAGAUAAUCGAGGCUAUCUACAAAAUGGUGGGCACUGUGAUCAUGAUGAAGAUGAACGAGGACGGUUUGACACCAGAGCAGAGGGUGGACAAGAUCUUCAGCAAAAUGGAUAAGAACAACGACGACCAGAUCUCGUUGGAGGAGUUCAAAGAGGCGGCGAAGAGCGACCCGUCCAUCGUGCUCCUGUUGCAGUGUGACAUGCAGAAGUGAGCCCUCCCCUCGCUCGCUCCUCUCUCCCCCCCUCUGUCUGUAAUCCACACACUCUGGACAGCAGCACAUGUUUUAAUGUCUCAUUAGGUUCUCUGCCAUUUCCACAGGAAAAAAAAAC
Molecule: messenger RNA, 544 nt
Organism: Lates calcarifer (barramundi perch)
Lineage: Eukaryota; Metazoa; Chordata; Actinopteri; Centropomidae
Product: visinin-like protein 1
Molecular function (GO): calcium ion binding
Source: RefSeq, a predicted model, not a curated record